Pogona vitticeps (central bearded dragon) is the source of this 1458-nucleotide messenger RNA. The record is from RefSeq and is a predicted model, not a curated record. Lineage: Eukaryota; Metazoa; Chordata; Lepidosauria; Squamata; Agamidae.
UCCUCCUCCGUUAGGGAGGUUUGCCCGGGGGGUGGAGCCGGCGGCUCAGCCGGGCAGGCCUCGGGGCUCCAGCGGGGCAGAAAGGGGACCGGAGCGGGAGCGGCAUGGCUGCCUUCCUGGAGCUGAGCACGGGGGCGAAAAUGCCCGUCUUCGGGCUGGGCACUUGGCAGGCACCUCCUGGAAAAGUCAGCGAUGCAGUGAAAUUCGCUAUUGACCUUGGCUACCGUCAUUUCGACUGCGCCCGCCUAUAUAGGAAUGAGGCUGAGAUUGGGAAUGGGAUUCAGGAGAAAAUCAAAGAAGGAGUUGUGAAGAGGGAAGAGCUCUUCAUCGUGAGCAAGCUGUGGUGCACUUUCCAUGAGAAGCAUCUUAUAAAGAAAUCGUGCCAGGAUUCUUUAGAUGAUCUGAAGUUGAACUACUUGGAUCUGUACCUCAUGCACUUCCCCAUGGGAUUCAAGCCUGGAGAGGAUUUUUUCCCUCAUGAUGAGAAAGGCAUGGUCAUCCCGAGCAACACAGACUUUCUGACCACUUGGGAGGCCAUGGAGGAACUGGUGGACUGCGGGAUGGUGAAAGCCAUUGGCAUCUCCAACUUCAACCAUGACCAGAUGGAGAGGCUCUUGAAGAAACCUGGCUUGAAGUACAAGCCAGUGAAUAACCAGAUUGAAUGCCACCCAUAUCUUACCCAGGAGAAGUUGAUCCACUAUUGCCAGUCUAAAGGGAUCUCUGUGACUGCUUACCGACCUUUUGGCGCUCAUUCUCUUAAGCCAGGCGACCCUGUCCUUUUGGAAGACCCCAAAAUUAAAGAGAUCGCUGCACGGCACCACAAAACCGUUGCUCAGGUGCUGAUUAGGUUCCACAUCCAGAGAAAUGUGGCUGUCAUUCCCAAGUCAGACAAACGACACCGUUUGGAGGAGAAUUUCAAGGUCUUCGACUUCGAACUGAGUAAAGAAGAGAUGGACGCUCUCCUUGGCUUGAACAGAAACUGCAGGGACUGUGUGAUGGCAGACUGCAUCAAUCAUAAGGACUACCCGUUCAAAGCAGAGUACUAGCCCUAAUGUUGCUCCAGAACCUUUGAAUGCAGAACAUUCUCUAGGAUUCCUGCGCUGCCUGCGCGGAGAGGUUUAGGAUCUCUUCUUAGUUCGCACUUUUUGCAUUUCCAUUUCAAGAAAAGAGAGAAUCCUAUACAGGAGAAAGGGAAUCAUACAGAAGAUGUGUAGAAGCAACCGCAGUUGGUAAUGUUGAAAGGAGUGUACAAUAUGCAUAAUUAUUUCUCCCUCUUCAUAAAACAAUACCAGAGUGAUUGACCAAAGCUUGGAAAACAUUUUUUAGACGACAAGAAACAGGUGCUUUGGGAACUGUAGCCCCCAAAAGUAACUUUUCCAGGCUGUGCAGUUAGAAGAGUCUUGAUGGUGGAUUUGUUUGAUUCUCUUUUCCUUAAAAAAAUAAAGUGCAUAUUUUGAA